AUGGACACAAAUGAGGAACACAGGUUGACGACGCUUCGUGAGGAGCUUGCACGGGCCAGGAGUCAGCUAGACGCAGAGCGUACUCAGCGAGCUCUCGACGAAGCCGCCGCCCGCGAACAAAGCGAUCGUGAUGCCGCAGACAGACAUCGGGCCAUGAUGGAACAAAUGAAUGAUCUCACGACCUUGCUUCGAGGGCAGCGUGACGAGCUGACCAGCCACAGAGAACGGAUGGAAGAUUCCAUAGUUGAGGACAGUCGGCGGACAGCCGAGAAGGACGCUAGACUCGCAGCCUUGGAGAGCGAUCUGUCGCGAAUACGGCGGGACCAAGCAACAGAAAGCACGCGUCUGGAGGAAGCGAGGGCCGCUGCGGCGACCAAACCAAGUGAUGGAGCGCGAUGGCAAGCCGUCGAAACAGUCCUGCAAGAGAUUCGACAGAGAAGUGAUGAACACAGGGAGAUGAUCAAUGAUUUCUCACACCAAAUGCGCGAAGAGUCUGCAAGGCGACAUGAGCAACUUCAACAGAUGUUGCUGUCUUCGGCUUCGGCUCGCGAGAGCGUCUCGUUCAGUGAUCCAGGCUCUGUACAGUAG
Molecule: messenger RNA, 588 nt
Organism: Heterobasidion irregulare TC 32-1
Lineage: Eukaryota; Fungi; Basidiomycota; Agaricomycetes; Russulales; Bondarzewiaceae
Exons: 3
Coding region: 1-588 (195 amino acids)
Source: RefSeq, a predicted model, not a curated record